AUGGAGUUGUUUCACUUGCAUGUUCAUUUGGGGUACAACUGGAUGCCGCACUUUGAAAUCAAUGGAAUGGAUUCCUUGGAAAAGCAAAUCGAAGCAAAAAAUAUUGUCAAGAUGAAGAGAAAGAAGAAUGGCACGGAGUAUUUGAAGUUUAAAGAUUGCAAAACUUGCCAGGGGAAACAAAUAGCUAGCUGCUUGAGGAAAUGA
This is a messenger RNA of Lodderomyces beijingensis, 204 nucleotides long. NCBI's taxonomy places the organism in Eukaryota, Fungi, Ascomycota, Pichiomycetes, Serinales, Debaryomycetaceae. The record is from the annotation of a GenBank genome assembly.